AUAUUUGAUGGAGAUUCAGAAGGAGCAACUUCUUUGUAUAAGAUUUGCAAUGGAGUUGAUUAUCCUCAUAUAAUUCUUUCUUCAAAAAAUAAAUUAUAUAUAAAAUUUCGUACAGAUGUAUCAGAAAGUGGACGUGGUUUUAAGUUUGAUUAUAAAACAAAUUGCCACAAUACAUUAACAGGACAUAGAGGAGUAAUUGAAAGUCCUAAUUUUCCAAGUCCUUAUCCUCAUAAUUAUAACUGUAGUUGGACAAUUGAAGCCCCACUAGGAAAUAAUGUUUCUAUUGCUUUUUCACAUUUAAUAUUAGAAUCACAUACUGAUUGUCAUUUUGACUACGUAGAGAUUUUAGAAAAAUUGCGUGAUGAUACUGAGGUACAAAUUCAGAAAUACUGUGGAUUAUUUACGACUUUACCUUCAUUAACAUCAUCAUCACAUAUAGUUAUUGUACGAUUUAAAAGUGAUUACAGUAUUUCUUAUGAUGGAUUUCGACUAGAGUGGAAAGUUGAAGGUUGUGGUGGUGAACUUACCAGGUGGUCAGAUACUAUUACAACUCCAAAUUAUCCUGCUUAUUAUCCUUUAAAUAUUUCAUGCAUAUGGUAUAUAUCUGUACCUAUAGAUAAAAGAAUUUCAAUCCAAAUACAACACCUUGAGUUAGAAGGAGCACAUGAUUGCCUUUAUGAUUACCUAAAGAUAUACGGUGGUAGUGAUUUAUCUGCACCACUCUUGUUACAACUAUGUGAUACUCAGAAUAAUAAAACCAUUCAUUCUCAAGGCAAUCAUAUGACUUUGCACUUUUCUAGUGAUUAUACUAUUAAUGGCAAAGGAUUUAUUGCCCAUUAUCAAGCAAUUGAUGGUGGUUGUGGUGGUUUAUAUAAAGCAUCUUCUGGGAAUAUAGUUUCGCCAAAUUAUCCUCAAAAUUACGAUGUUUCUGAUGAUUGUUCAUGGUUAAUAGAAGUUGACAAAAACUAUUUGAUUGAAUUUACUUUUACAGAGUUUAAUAUGCCAUCAAGCACAAAUUGUUCAGGAAGUUACUUAGCUGUAAGUAAACUUCAUAGUCACUGUAAAUCAAUACUGUUUGAAAAAUAGGUAUUAAAUUUUUAU
Molecule: messenger RNA, 1101 nt
Organism: Centruroides sculpturatus (bark scorpion)
Lineage: Eukaryota; Metazoa; Arthropoda; Arachnida; Scorpiones; Buthidae
Product: cubilin-like
Exons: 6
Source: RefSeq, a predicted model, not a curated record